Arvicanthis niloticus (Nile rat) is the source of this 2281-nucleotide messenger RNA. It is a transcript of the gene Ercc8, whose product is annotated as ERCC excision repair 8, CSA ubiquitin ligase complex subunit. The record is from RefSeq and is a predicted model, not a curated record. Lineage: Eukaryota; Metazoa; Chordata; Mammalia; Rodentia; Muridae. Gene Ontology annotation, molecular function: protein binding. Gene Ontology annotation, biological process: transcription-coupled nucleotide-excision repair; protein polyubiquitination; proteasome-mediated ubiquitin-dependent protein catabolic process. Gene Ontology annotation, cellular component: nucleotide-excision repair complex; Cul4A-RING E3 ubiquitin ligase complex.
CCAAGCUCUGUCAUGGCGGCAUCGAGGCCUCAAGCCGGUGUGUGGAAGCAAGAUGUUGAGCUUCUUGUCCGCUCGACAGUCGGGUUUGGAGGACCCUCUUCGCUUGCGUAGAGCGCAGUCCACACGGAGGGUCCUGGGACUGGAGUUAAACAAAGACAGGGAUGUUGAAAGAAUCCAUGGCAGUGGAGUUAACACUCUGGACAUUGAGCCUGUUGAAGGAAGAUACAUGCUGUCAGGUGGUUCCGAUGGCGUGAUUGUACUCUAUGACCUUGAGAAUGCCAGCAGACAGCCCUAUUACACAUGUAAAGCAGUGUGUUCCAUUGGCAGAAGCCAUCCCGAUGUUCACAAAUACAGCGUGGAGACUGUUCAGUGGUAUCCUCAUGACACUGGCAUGUUCAUAUCCAGCUCAUUUGAUAAAACUCUGAAAGUAUGGGAUACAAACACAUUGCAGGCUGCAGAUGUGUUUAAUUUUGAGGAAACAGUUUACAGUCAUCACAUGUCCCCAGCAGCCACCAAGCACUGUCUGGUAGCAGUCGGAACUAGAGGACCCAAAGUACAACUUUGUGACUUAAAGUCUGGAUCCUGUUCUCACAUCCUACAAGGUCACAGACAGGAAAUAUUGGCAGUUUCCUGGUCCCCACGCUAUGACUAUAUCUUGGCAACAGCAAGUGCUGACAGUAGAGUAAAAUUAUGGGAUGUGAGAAGAGCGUCAGGAUGCUUGCUUACUCUUGAUCAGCAUAAUGGGAAAAAGUCACAAGCUGUUGAAUCAGCAAACACUGCUCACAAUGGGAAAGUUAACGGCUUGUGUUUUACAAGUGACGGGCUUUACUUGCUCACCGUAGGCACAGACAACCGGAUGCGGCUCUGGAAUAGCUCCAGCGGGGACAACACACUGGUGAACUACGGGAAGGUGUGUAUCGACAGCAGGAAAGGGCUGAAGUUUGCUGUCUCCUGUGGCUGCAGCUCAGAGUUUGUGUUUGUUCCCCAUGGCAGCACCAUUGCUGUGUAUGCAGUCCACUCAGGAGAGCGGCUCGCCAUGCUUAAGGGACAUUACAAAAGUGUGGACUGCUGUGUGUUUCAACCUAAUUUCCAGGAACUUUACAGUGGGAGUAGGGACUGCAAUAUUCUUGCUUGGGUACCAGCUUCAUAUGAACCAGUUCCUGAUGAUGAUGAUAAAGCUCCAACCAAAUCCCAGUUGAACCCAGCGUUUGCGGAUGCCUGGAGCAGCAGUGAUGAGGACGGGUGACUGUCAGUCCAGCGCCUAGGCUCCUUGUCCCUCAGACUUCCAGAGCAGUGCUGUGUGCACUUCAGCACGGGGCUGUCCUUCCUGUUAUUGUUGUUUCAGACAGUGUCUCACUGUGUAACCCUGGCUAGCCUGGACUAGCCUGGCACUCUGUAUAGAGCAGACUUGUUGUUUCAGACAGUGUCUCACUGUGGAACCCUGGCUAGCCUGGACUAGCCUGGCACUCUGUAUAGAGCAGACUUGUUGUUUCAGACAGUGUCUCACUGUGUAACCCUGGCUAGCCUGGACUAGCCUGGCACUCUGUAUAGAGCAGACUCAGCUCACACCUGCAGCCAGAAGUUCUGCCUUCACUCCCAGGUGCUGGGGUUAGAGGUGUGUACCAUGUGGCCCCUCCUGUGUGUGCAUGUUUGUUUCAUUGUUUUUUAAAAACUUUUUAGUCAGUUUCUAGCCUGUUGAUCCUGAAUUUGGGAUAUUUUCCUCUGUUUUAAAAUGAGAUUAAUAUUUAUAAAACCCUGAAAUACACUUUUCUAUAGGUUAAUUAAUUAAAACUUGUCUCCUUGAGCUCAUUUACCAGGGUGGUGGUCCAGCUCCUAUGGGCACAGCACAAGAACAGAGUCAUUAUUCUCAUUCAGGGCCUUAUGUGCAUUCCAGAAGCUGAAAGGUGUGGUCUCAGAGGAAGGUAUCAGCUCUGAAUCCUCUGACUGUGCUGUUGGCCUGCCCUUUCUACCUUCAGGGAGGAUUUUAGCAAGGAGAACUAGAUAAACAAUACUUGUUGUUGCAAAGGUGGCAUCAUAACUCUAUGUUCCUUUUACUCAAACUGAAUGGCUUCAUGUAAUUGAGCAUAUUCUCCCUUCUUGUUGAAUGUUGACAGUUCAUGCAUCUUGCAGUCUGAACAUCAUAUCACAUGGGCAAUCCCUGACCGCUUUGUAUGACUUUCAGAGGGCAGCUUGCACUGCUCUCAGUCUCAAUUCCUUUCUGUGAAACUCAGUAAGAUCCAUGCAGGGAUCUAGAUUAAACAUGAACCGUCUUACAACUAUU